AGUUAUCGUCAAUUCUUUUGGAGAGUUCAUUCCCUUGCUAAACUCACGCUACACCACACCAAAAUGGCGGACGUUCUUGAUCUCAAAGAUGGCGAAGAAUUUGAAGUCGACGAAGAAGGAGAUCAGGGGCUGCAGAAACUGAAAGAAAAAGCUAAAAAAAGGAAGGGUCGUGGCUUUGGCGGAGAGGGACCUACACGGAGUGGUGUUGAGCAAUAUGAAGGAAUGGAAGUGGAUGAAGAAACUUUGGGAGAUGGCCCAGGACCCCAGCGCUCUGUAGAGGGCUGGAUCUUAUUUGUUACUGGGGUGCAUGAAGAGGCACAGGAAGAAGACAUCCGUGAUGCUUUUGGGGAGUAUGGAGAAAUAAAAAAUCUGCAUCUUAACCUUGAUCGACGCACUGGUUUCCUCAAGGGUUAUGCCCUUGUGGAGUAUGAAACAUUCAAAGAAGCCCAGAGUGCUAUGGACAACCUCAAUGGCACAGAAAUCCUGGGUCAGAAAAUAUCAGUUGAUUGGUGUUUUGUUCGAGGACCAAGGCAAAAUAAAAGCCGCAGUAAAGAUGACAGGAGGCGACGUUGAUUUUUUCUUCUCUUUCUAUUAUGGUUAUCAUCCUCGCAUUUUCCCUUUACAUAAUUUCCUUUUAUAAUGCACAGUUUGUUAGUGUUUGCUCUACCAUAGACGCUUAUAAACUUAAGAUAUGUGAAAAUGGACUGUAGAGUGAGAAGAAAACUUGGGUGUGUAUGUGUAGAAAUUUUUGAAGAAUGUGUGUUGUGUGAUAGAAAACUGUCAGAAAAAAGUAAGGCUUUCUCAAACAACCAUGUCAUGUCAAGUAAGUUGAUUAAUAACUAUAUAUUAAUCUGUGCUCUAGCAUUUGUGAGAGAGCAUGUUGAAAUGAUGGCGUCUUGAGAAUUUUAAAUAUAAAUGUAUUUGUCUAGCUUCCUUUUAGCAAGAAAAUUCAACUUUUAUUUGCAAUUUAAAUUUUCAACUCAACUCAGCAAUGUAAAUUUUCAACUCAGACUAGGUAGAACUACACUGUGUUGCUGAAUUAUUAUAAGGUGAUUUGACAGCUGUUCUAGUAUUCUCAUUGACCUCCCAAAGUGUUCUUUAUUUAGCCUUUUGUUAGAAUUGAAAAUCAGUAGAAUAAAUACAAAGAUGUUUUGAAAA
Messenger RNA from Pomacea canaliculata, 1158 nucleotides. Its product is annotated as RNA-binding protein 8A-like. Gene Ontology annotation, biological process: RNA splicing. The record is from RefSeq and is a predicted model, not a curated record. The transcript is spliced from 6 exons. Gene Ontology annotation, cellular component: cytoplasm; nucleus; exon-exon junction complex. Bases 64 to 573 code for a protein of 169 amino acids. Gene Ontology annotation, molecular function: mRNA binding. NCBI's taxonomy places the organism in Eukaryota, Metazoa, Mollusca, Gastropoda, Architaenioglossa, Ampullariidae.